AUGAACCGCGAGUGCAUGCGUGAAGCGAGACAACGCCGGCGCCUAGAGCUGCAAGAAAUGCAGACCACCGUUUCAGCACUGGAGAAGCAGUACAAAGAGCUGUCUCAGCGCUCAGCACACACCAGAGAUACAGCUUUGUCUCAAAUAUGUCAGCGACCUAAGUAUGCUGAGGCUGUUGACACAGCUAGACGACUUGGGGCAGAGAAUCUUUACCUUCAGAGUUUGCUCAAGCAGGAGAUAACCUGGGAGCGACAAUUACAACGAAUCGUGGACUUUGAGGAGGCCGAUAUCGUGUGCGGAGCAGGUACCAAGAGCCACAGCUGGCAAAUGAAUUUCGACGUGCUUGACGACGCUCAGGCCGAGAAAGAACUCGGCUUCCAUCGCUUAACCGACUGGGAUUUUACACGAAUCAUCCUGGACAACAAGCGCAAUAUCCAUCACGUUGAAUCUCGACUACUUCAGCCGUCAAAUAUCACGCAUACACACCGAAUGCAAGCGUUUGGCUGGGAUAUGAACCAGACGAUAGACUGCGGUGUGAUGGAGUUCGUAUUCACAAAACAAUUCUCCGGACUUAAUGUGUACGACAUUUUGCGGACAACGUUGGUCAAUGACUUGGAGCUCGAGCGGUCCAGGAAAAUCAAGGCGGAGACGCUGCGCCUACAAGUCAUACAGGAGAUGGCCCCAAACGCUUUUGUGGUUGUACACGACGUCUCCUCUACCGGUGAUGUAAACGUCUUUCGGUCCGUCGUCGCGCGUUUUCUCAUUGAAGACACGAGGGAUUUCCCGUUGAGCAGGUCCGACUUGGACGAUAAUAUCAGCACGGAAUGCCGGCUGAACAGGUCUAACCUAGAGGACAAUAGCGGUGUAGUGACGGGAAGAGGCUGCGUCUUGGGUACACACAGUGUAACUACUGACAAAGCACAGCGUCUGUCAGAUGAAGAAUUAUCUGGAAAGCUCGUGUGGGCUGACGUCGCUCUGUCCGUCGGAAUAUACGAUGUGAUUGAUUCAAUCACGGGCGAGACGUGCCAGUACGUGCGUUGGGCAGGACGCACAGAUUAUUCUAGCGAGGAGCACGCACAACGUAACGCCUCUGACACUGUGCAGUGCAUGCUACGCUGGGAGAUGCUGGUGAUCGCCCCAGCUCUCAAUCUUGUAUCUAUAUGCUAA
This is a messenger RNA of Phytophthora infestans T30-4, 1167 nucleotides long. RefSeq lists its product as uncharacterized. The transcript has a single exon. Lineage: Eukaryota; Oomycota; Peronosporomycetes; Peronosporales; Peronosporaceae. The record is from RefSeq and is a predicted model, not a curated record. The coding region runs from base 1 to 1167 and encodes 388 amino acids.